AUGACAGAGCCGUUGGCUUUUCUAACUUCACAGCUGCACACGGUGUCUACUGCGGUUCUCUUUGGGGAUGGCAGAAUGAGAGGGGUGCUCUUGUUACUGCUCUAUUUUUCCUACUCUUCUGCCGACUGUGGCAUCCAGAAAGCUUUCAUUCCGGACACUCUCGAGGACAACUUGGUCCACAGCAAGAUGUUCCCGUGGGUGGUGUCCCUGCAGGAUUCCCAGUACACCCACCUGGCUUUCGGCUGUGUCCUGAGUGAGUUCUGGAUCCUCAGCAUCGCGUCCACCUUUCAGCACAGGAAGAACGCGGUCGUUAUAGUUGGUAUAGCUAACAUGGAUUCCAGAAGGAAAGCCCACACAGAGUAUCCAGUCAAUACCAUCAUCAUCCAUGAAGGCUUUAAUAACCGCUCCAUGAGAAACAAUAUAGCCCUCCUGAUGACAGACACGGCGAUGCAGUUCAACGACUUGGUCCAGCCCAUCUGUUUCCUUGGCAGGAAGCUGCAUAAGCCACCAGCCUUGAGGAACUGCUGGGUGUCAGGAUGGAACCCCACGUCUGCAACAGGAAAGCACAUGACGAUGAGUGUCCUGAGGAAAAUCUCCGUGAAAGACCUUGACGUGUGUCCUUUAUACAAACCUCCGAAAACAGCCUGCUGCAGUCACAGAAAGCAGAAAACAGAGAACAUCUGCUUGGGGGACCCAGGAAACCCAAUGAUCUGCCAGCUACAGCAAUCGGAUCUGUGGGUCUUGAGAGGAGUCCUGAACAAGGGUGGUGAGAAAUGCGUUGGCCCAUUUCUGUACACCAGAGUGGAAGACUACAGUGACUGGAUCAUGGCCAAGGCCAAGAGGAUUGGCCCCGUCCUGUAUUCCCUCCACCACUGGGAGAAGGUGCUCCCUUACUCUGGCGGGUUGAGGGGCCUCAUGGCAGAGAAAACACAUGCUGGGCCGGGCCACGCUGGAUGGCACCGAGGGCGCCACCAAGGACGAAACUGGCCCUCCAGUCAUUUGAUGCCAGCAAAUGACUCUAGAAGUAGUCUUGACUUUAGGGAAAAAGGCCUGAGGGAGGCAGGCCGGUCUUCAGAGAUAGCCAUGCAACCCAUGUAUUACGACUACUAUGGGGGGGAGGCUGGGGAGGGGGGGUUCAUUGCGGGUCAGAACAGCUUACAUCAGCCCCAAGAGACUACCUUGCUUUUCUUCUUGCUGGUUUCCUUUUGCAGUGGUACCUGGUCUAAGGGUUCACCCACCCAACUGAAGAGUAAGCUCAGAAUGCUGAGUGCCAGGCACUUGCCGGGCAGUACUGAUGUCUAUUUUUGUAUUUCUGAUAGUUGUAUACCUGGGCUGCCACGGAUAGGCCCACGGCACAUGCUGGGCUGGCUCUCCCUCCUCUGUCCCAUCCCACAUGCGAGAAAGUCACCUUCAUUUGUGCUUGUGAACUAAAAAGUGGGCUAACAAGUGUCAAAUCAUUGACGUGCCCUGUGGUUCUUUCAGUGUUGACGGUCCCAGGGGCCAGGCUGUAAGACCUCCCCAUGGGCAGAUA
Molecule: messenger RNA, 1531 nt
Organism: Loxodonta africana (African savanna elephant)
Lineage: Eukaryota; Metazoa; Chordata; Mammalia; Proboscidea; Elephantidae
Gene: PRSS54
Product: serine protease 54
Biological process (GO): proteolysis
Molecular function (GO): serine-type endopeptidase activity
Source: RefSeq, a predicted model, not a curated record